This is a messenger RNA of Vespula vulgaris, 2206 nucleotides long. RefSeq names its product DNA ligase 1-like. The transcript has 4 exons. The record is from RefSeq and is a predicted model, not a curated record. Lineage: Eukaryota; Metazoa; Arthropoda; Insecta; Hymenoptera; Vespidae. Bases 2 to 1951 code for a protein of 649 amino acids.
GAUGGUCACGAUCCAACGUAAGAACCUCUUCGCGAGCUGCUUGUUUCUUUUGGUACAGUCCUUCAUCCUAGCUGUCUCUGGAUCGUACGAUUACUCCGUGUCCGGGUUGUUCGCGAACGAACUCGAGUCAGAAAAACGCGACACCGAAUGGUUAGCGAAUCACCAAGCAGAAUUACUGAAAGAGAAUUAUGUUUCAAGGAGAAGAAAGUCAAGGUCGACGUUGGAAGAAAAUUCAGAAGGAGAGGAGACAGAGGAGACAAAUCCAAAGAUACGAAGAAAAUGGAAGCCGCGAAGAAAAAGAAAAUUCAAGAGAUCCCUUUUUGGAGCCAUCAAGGGUGCGACUAGUAGUUUCAUCAAUACUACCAAGGACAUCUCCAAUAUGGUAGUUAAUGAGUCUGCGAAAGAAGCCAACAUGAUAUUGGAGAGUUUAAAAGAGGAGAGCCCGAUAAAAAAGGAAGAGAACAAUGUUUCGAUAAAUGCAACAGAUCUUGAACAAGAAAAUGUGACACCAAAAAAUGUGAUAGAACAAAAUGUGACACAAGAAAAUGAGAAAAUGAAGUUGGAAAAAGCUGAUGAAAAGAAGGAGAAAACUUUGGAACUUAGUACACCACACGUUCCUACAGACAUAAGUGUUACAACAGAAACUCCGAAAAAUAAUAUCGGAUCGGAUUUUGUAACGUUGAUAAAGAAAUUUUUCAAGGAAAUCAUGGAUCGAAUUGAUAAUCAGCUUCAAUAUCAGAGAAAACAAAUGGGGAACGAACAGAAAGAAACAGUUCCUCAGGAAGAAAAGGAGCAGUCUAAGAAAGAGGAGGAUGUUAAGAAUGUGAGAAAGCAAGAACGCAAGAAGGGUGAAGAAAAUGAGGAGAAUGAGGAGAAAGAGAAGGAUAAGAAAAAGGAGGUGAAGGAUACGAAGAAGAAGAAAAAGAAGGAGGAUGAUACGGAGGAAAAUGAGGAGGAGGAGGAAGAGGAGGAGGAGGAGGAGAAGGAUGAGGGAGAGGAGGGGGAGGAGAAGAAGGAGAAAAAGGAGAUGAAGGAUACGAAGAAGAAGAAGAAGAAGGAGGAGGGUACGGAGAAAAAUGAAGAGAAUGAGGAGGACGAGGAGGAGGAAGAGAAGGGAGAAAAGGGGGAGGAGAAAAAGGAGGUGAAGAAUACGAAGAAGAAGAAAAAGAAGGAGGAGGAGGAUACGAAAGAAAAUGAGGAAGAAGAGGAGGAGGAAGAGAAGGGAGAAAAGGGGGAGGAGAAAAAGGAGCUGAAGAAUACAAAGAAGAAAAAGAAGGAGGAAGAUACGAAGGGAAAUGAGAGGGAGAAGGAAAAUGAGAAGGAGGAUGAAGAGAAGGAUGAAAAAAAGAAUGACAAAAAAAAUAAAAGGAAAAAGAAAAAGAAGGAGGAGGUGGAUGAGGAUGAGGAAGAAGAGGAAAAAGAGGAGGAUAAGAAAAAGAAGGAGAAAGGUAAGAAAAGGGAGAAGAAUGAAAAGAAAAGGAAAGGAAAGGAAGAGAAUCAGGAUAAUGAAGAUGAUUUAAAAAAAUCUAAAAAUGAUGGAUCCGUGCUAUCUUCUUCGGACAUAAAAUGGUUUAAAAUUAUUCCUGACGUACCUUCACCGAUAGAGAUAAAGAACAUCGUUGAUGAUAAAAUCUUUCCGUGGAAAACGCUGACAACGAAACAAUAUAUUAAAGAAGUCUUGAAUCAGGAUGGAUCAAAUAAUAAACAUACCACGAAGGAGAAAUUCAAACUGAAUUUCUUUUAUAUGAAGAAUCCUAGCAAGCAACAAACAGACGACAAGGAAAAGUUACAAAAUUCUUGGAACUUGUAUGGUUUGAAGAAAAAAUUGGAAAAUCACGAGGAAGAUAAUGAAAGUAAACUUUGCGAACUGAUCAAACAAGAUAUUGAUGAAUUCCAAAAGAAUGACAUCAAUGAAAAUGCUAUCGUUGACUACGUGAUUACUCUUAACUAAGAUUUUAAAUCCUUGGAUUUACCUUCGGUUUAAAAUCGAUCCGAUAUUUUCGACAACUUUAAUAUUUUCUCUUAAUAUCUCUCUGUUCUUUAAUAUUUCUUAUUAAAUAUAAUGUCCUCAAUAAAUUCUUAAAUAUAAACAAAAUAAUACCCUCUUCUUUUUCUAUUAUCUCUUCCAUCUUCCAAUAAAUAAAAAGAAAUUAUUAUAGUAAUCGCCGAUCACGGACAGUCGUAUCUGGGAACGUUUAAUUUUCCA